CUCUCUUUCCUCCUUGUUAACGUUCAUUUCUCUGAGUUGGCAAAUACAAGGUUACCACUUACCAGACAGGAUUCCUUUGCUUCUCUCGUAAAUGGCCACAGCAGCCUGCACAGUGCAGCGGGUCAACAAGGCAUCGUCCGAACAGUUGCUUCGCAAAUUUGCCGAUAUGGAAUCAGAGCCAGCCAGACGGUCGAAGAAAAUGAAGCCAGUUCCUAGCAGCUCACGCAUGACCAGUGCGUUGAUUGAAAGGAACUCGCUCCUGCCGCCGUCAUCAAAUCAGAGAACCAGGAUGUUUUGGACUUUCAAGUGCAAUAAAUCAGGUAGGAGAGCAAGGCAGCUGCUCCGGAACCAAUUCUUCUUGGCAUUGGUUAAGCAGAGAUGGGAUCAGACAGUUGAAACAGCUUCUAAGAUGCUGCUGGAGAAGCAUUGCAAUCCACACGUUCGACUGAAAGAUGAGUCAGUGUGACAGCUGAAAGUGAUUAUUAUGCAUCGUGGUUAGGUCAUUAAUCAUAUUAAGAAAAAAUGACCUACAGGUUACCAAUAGAAGUUAUAGAAUCUACACCUUUUUCCUUUUGUUUUUAUUGCUGACCCCCUUCCUUGUUCUUUUCAAAGAUGAUAAGCCGUGCCCAAUUUAUGAGUUAGUGGAAGCCUCUGUUGCUUUAGUUGAAGAAAUUCACAAGUCGUUUGUUAGAUGCUAUUUGGAGACAUGUAAAACUAGCAAUCAAAAUGGGUAUCCGUGCGUAUGUCAUCGACCAUUCCUA
This is a messenger RNA of Nymphaea colorata (pocket water lily), 761 nucleotides long. RefSeq lists its product as uncharacterized. The transcript is spliced from 2 exons. Lineage: Eukaryota; Viridiplantae; Streptophyta; Magnoliopsida; Nymphaeales; Nymphaeaceae. The record is from RefSeq and is a predicted model, not a curated record. The coding region runs from base 92 to 466 and encodes 124 amino acids.